Messenger RNA from Bactrocera dorsalis (oriental fruit fly), 7109 nucleotides. RefSeq names its product paired box protein Pax-6 (gene toy). The coding region runs from base 5332 to 7068 and encodes 578 amino acids. Gene Ontology annotation, biological process: regulation of transcription by RNA polymerase II; anatomical structure development. Lineage: Eukaryota; Metazoa; Arthropoda; Insecta; Diptera; Tephritidae. The record is from RefSeq and is a predicted model, not a curated record. Gene Ontology annotation, molecular function: DNA-binding transcription factor activity, RNA polymerase II-specific; RNA polymerase II cis-regulatory region sequence-specific DNA binding. The transcript has 10 exons.
UCAUGCGUGCUUUGGUGCAGUUUUUUUCAUUUUGUGUUUUAUAUGUAUAUUUCAGUCUCUUCCUCGCACAUAUAGCUUACCUUUACCGUCACCGACAAUUCGAAAUAUCUUUCUUUCUUUCACAUCAUGCCACCAAACUUUACAUUUUUGUUGGGCUGCAACCGAAAUGUUUUUUAUGUUUGUUUCAUUUUUUCUCCUUUUUUAUUGAGAUGCUUGUGAGUAUAAGUGUAUAUAGCUGUUAGAUACGUGAGGUACACGUUUAUUCAUUUUUAUACGGCAGUUUACAGUUAGUACGGCAGCUGUUAUCAGCGUCGUGUGUUUUAUAGUGGCAGCAACGACUUACCCUGCAGACAUACUGCUCAUUCGUGUGUUUGUAUAUUUCUUUCUUUUUAAAGGUUUCACUACGUUGGACCUCUGGUUGGCUCAACAUUUGCGCACAUAAACAAACGUACAUUUAUAUGUAUAAUUCAUAUAAGGAGUCUACCGACGAUUUUUAAAAUUCGUGUCAAAUUUUUAUAAAAAUAUAUAAUAAAUACACGAGAAAGGAUAGUAAUGGGGAUGCGGCCAUACGUUAUGACCUAUACAAAUAAUUAAUAAUGGAAUAGCGGGCACUGACAGGACCAGACUUUUUCGGUUAAUAAAUUAUCCUUAACAAAUAUCAAAAAUAGUUGGAACCGUCCAAUGUUCACGGUUUAUGAAGAUGUUUGCUGUAUUUCAUUAUGUGCACAAAAUGUGGUCAAAUUACUCAAAAUACACUUGUUCCUUAACGUAUGAAUUUAUAAACCCGUAACUUGCGCUUCGGUUAUAGAUACACAUUGGUGACAACCAAUGCUUCACGUAUCGAGGUUUCAGCAAAAAUUUUGUUAACGACGGAUUUUGUUAACGGGCGAUCAAGGCUACACGAAUCGAGGUUUCAAUGAAAUUGUUUUUGGAAUGCGUUUGAACUCAAAAUCGAACAAUCAAGGUUUCGAAAAAAAAAAUUCUGUUAUUGGAUCGCUUUCGGAUUCAAAAGAAAACCACACCCAAAAUUGUUUUGAAUUUUACAAAAUCCUGUAUCUUCAAAAUGGCUACGGGAAAUUCGUGUAUUUAGCAAUAAUUUCAGAGCUAAACUUAAACAGUCGGCUCUAUUUCUUCAAUAUAUCCAUAACUAAUUACAGUUAAAUUCGUCGUAUCUGGAACUCCCCGACGUGGUACUUUUGUCCGGCUACUGGUGCAAAAUCGCGUGUUUAAAAUGUAUUCCUAGAGGCAGAAGCUGCAACACAGAACUAUAUUUCUACUAAACUAAUAAAUGUCAAGCAGGAGUGAAUGAAUGACAAUUAUCCCAUUAGAUUCCGUUGAACCACCACGAAGCAGACGGCGCCAGGGCUAGUCAAUUUUCUUGCUGUGAUCAUUUUACAAGUUUGUAUACAUGUAUAUAAGAAUUUUAAAAAUCCGAAACUAUAAAUCGUUCACAACUUUCUUGAAACAUUUUAUGAAAUUUUGUCUGUUUUCAAACAUAAUUUGAACAAAAUAUUACCAAAAUAGUAUCCGUGUCCGGUCGGAACGUACUCAUGUCCGGUUGUAAGAAUUGAUUUUUUAUGAAAAUAUUGUUUAAAACAAUGUAUUCAUUAAAUUCGUCCAGAUAUAUGUAGGUAUCCGGUUAUAAGGACUGUCCUGACUGAGUGUUUCACUUUAUUACCGUUAUCAUCAACAUUUUAUGGACCCUAUAACUUUUAUAAUUAGAUGUGCGCAUAUUGCUAUUCUGAUAAUACCAAUGUGUUUUCAAUUUAAAUAUGUUUAAAGUGUUGCUGACACGGUCAGCUGAGACAUCUGCGUUAUUAAUGCAUAUAUAUGACAAUAUUUUAAAUACGAAAUUAGAAGCUACAAUACAUGUACAAUGUAAAUAAAAAUAUUUGGCAGUUAUGUACACAUUUGCAAAGAUGGUUGUGAGGUGCACUAACUGUGCAAUGUUACUAACAUUAAAGAUUUUCAAAAUGUUCACGGAUAUACAUAUAUUGUAUUUGAGUUUGUACAACCAAGUAAAUAUAUGUAUACAUAAGUAUGUACUUGCAUUUGUAUCUUCCCAACUCGUAUGAUUUAGUUUGCAGCGUGGCAGUUGUUGCGGCACACUCACUGAAGUCGAAGCUUCAGUCAUUUCGCUUCGUUUGAUGCGGCUUUUAUUUUAGCAUCGGGUUUGUCCACACGAUGAUUCUGGCAGCGAGUUACUGCCGUCUGUUGGAUGACUCCGGGCCCAAAAGCGUUCACAAAUAGUAAACAAGCGCACAUUUCUUAAUGCAUACAUCCAUAUAUACACUUUGUUUCAUUGCUAUAAAGACAUUAUAUUUCUGUGAAAUAUAGUGUGAUGUUAAAGCUCCAUAGUAACUCUAACAAUUCUAUAAAUACAUAUUUUUUUUCUAACGGUACUUUACCUACCAUUGUAGGUAGUAAGCGGAAUGCACUGAAAACGGUGUUUCAUAGCUAUAAAGACACUCAUACUGAUCCGUGCCAUUUAGAGUUAUAAAUUAAUCUUAUUAAAUUGUGUUUGCUAAUCUAAGAAUGCCGCGCAAAAGCAUACGUAACGAUUAAGAGAAAGAAUUUGAAUGGUGAGGGUUUGACCAAUCGAGUUAUUGCUCUGAAUUUGGGAAGGUCGGUAACAGUGGUAAUUACACUGUGCAACAUUUUUGGGAUUAUUGUCUGGGGGGUGAGAAAUUCCAAGUCAUUGUGAUGGUACUAGGUCAGUAUACUAAAACCCUCAAAGGGUUUGGCGUUCGUAUGAGUCAGUUUUCCCCAAUAACUCCAGACUUCUGGCCAUAAACUACUAAAAAAAUAAAGUAAACAUUUUUAUAAUUUUUUAUUUUUAUUUUAUUUAUUUAUUUUUAUUCAUUUUAAUAAAUAUUGCCUAAAAAGAAAUUAUAAAAAAGGCGAUAAAUGACACUUUUUUGAAUAAAAACAAAUAGAAAUUGUAAUUCUUAAUUUUUCUAAAUUUGUUUCAUCAAAAUCGGACAAGUGGUUCGCGAAAAAACAUCAAGAUAAGGAAAAAAUUUAAAAGGUCAUAAAAAAACUGACACAUACGAACGCCAAACCCUUUGAGGGUUUUACUAUACUGACCUAGUACCAUCACCCUGACUUGAAAUUUCUCACCCCCCAGAUUAGCUGUUGUACUGUGUUACCUGAAUUACAAAGAAAAUUAUGGUCAGAGAACAUACAUAUAUAUGUAUCUAUGUACUUAUUAACACUCGACAGGAAAGAGAAAUUUGUGGACAAUUAUCAAAUAAAACGACGCCAAUGCGGAAAGUGAAAAAGGACAACCAAAUUUCUGCAUUCAACAACGAUUUGGUGUGCGGUGAAACGAAAUUUUAACAUUGUACGUAAGCAAAUGCAGAAAACACCUCUUUUUAAACCACGCCACAAAGUCUAUCGUCUCAGUUUUGUCUGAAAUCACAUGAAUAAAGAAUGGCAUGAGGUGAUUUUUUCGAUGAUUAAAAGUUCAACCUUGGUAGUCCAGAGGGCUUUUUGGGAUACUAGAGAGAUUUAUGAAAAGAGCCGCAAUAUUUUUCAAAACGCAGUUUCGGCGGAGGCGCAUUUAUGGUAUGGGCGCAUUCUCAAAUUCUGGGACAGUACCAUUGGCAUUCCCUUCUUACCGAAUGAAUAGUUCCGAGUACCAGGAAGUAUUAGAAGCAAAUAUGCUACCCUAUAUGGCUUGAAUGUAAAAAUAUCAAUAUUUUGGAAUAGCCAGCUGGUUCUUCUGAUGUAAGUCCUAUUGAGAACAACUGGGGAUGGCUGGGAAGAAAGGUUUAAGUGAAUUACCGUCAACUAAUUACGAUGUCGAAGCUGAAAGCGGCUAUUUUGAAAAAUUAUUGACCCUGGAAAUACUUUUUCAUUACACAAACUCAGUGACAAAUUGAAUAUUCGUACUUAUUAAUUAUAAUGGAAACACAAUAAACUAUUAGAAAGAAAUUGUUUCUUUCCUUUUUUCGUGGUGGAAGGGUUGUCUUUAUAGCAAUGAAACACCGUUUUCAGUACAUUCCGCUUACUACAUAUCAAGAAAUUUUUUCACAGAAAUAUAAUGUUUUUAUAGUAAUGAAACAAAGUGUAUGCAUGCCCAUGUUCUCAUGCACUUAUAUAAUUAUGUAUGUACAUGCUUAGUAUAUAGUUCGUGCGCUCCGACUUCGCCAUCGCCAUCGCCAUCGACAUCGUCAUAUUGUCGUUUAUGCUCGUUCGUGUUUGUUGAUUUGUUGGUUCUUCGGUUCGUUGGUUUGUUGGUGUAUUUUUUCGCUUGAGAGCUCAUUAACGUUUCGCUUCGCUAAGUGCGCUGUAUCGCCUGGGAGACAGCAACGCGUCAGCCCAAGCAAAUCGAAUAUCGUCAAAGUUAGCAAAACCCAGUCAUACAGCCAAAAUUAAAAUUCAUUAAGCUGUGAAAAAGUCUCGAACUUAUAUUUUUUGUUAAUGUUUUUCUUCACCCGUGUCUAUGCGUGCGUAUCAUAGUUUCGUGUACAGGUGUUUGACUGUCUGUAGGCGAAUGAAAUAAUGUAUCUGAUUAUCUAAAAACGCAAAAAUAUCACCUUUGGAAAUUAGUGACAUUACAUAUAUGUGUAUAUACAAAUAUUAAAAAAAAUUGCAGUGAAAAAAGAACAUAAUGAAGAAAAACGUUACAAGUAGUUAAAUUUAAAGCGCGAAAUAAAGUAAAAAUGUAAUUUUUAAAAUUCUACUGGACACAAUGAGAAAUAAAAUCAAUCAUUUUAUCUAAAAGCGAAUUUUUGUGUAAAAUGUCCCACCGUUACAAAUACGUACAUACAUACAUACAUAUAUUUAUAUAAUAUAAAUUAUAUGCAUAUAUGAUAUAUGUUAAAUUAUUAACGUAUAAAUAAAAUAUUUCCAUCGAAAUUCUCGCAGAAUAAUUAGUUGCACUCCAACAAACACGUUACAGGAUUUCUCAUAUAUUAAUCUUAAACACAAUUGAACUCGAUUCUAAAUAUUUACGUAUUCAAUGAAUGCUGAGAAAAUUUUAAUAUACAUAACGUGUAAAAAAUUCGUAACGGGAAUAUGCAAAAACUAUAUGCAUUCGCAUAUGCAGAGUGCAAACUUAGCAAAUAAAAUAAAAGUAGAACACAAUUUUUUGAAAUUAUAUUUUAUACUAAUAUCUUACAUAAUACAUCAAAAUAAAACGUGUUGGAAAAUAUAAUAUAAAUCAUAAAUACGUAAAAACAUCAAAAAUUAAAGCUACAUAUGUAUAUGUACGUUUAUUCCUGUGCUAAUAAUUUCAACAAUAAUAAGCAAACUCAUAUCAACUGUAUGGUUCAUUGUUAUUCACAAUCAUACUCCACGAAAUAUAGACAAAAAUAAAAACAUCCGAUGAUGAUGCUAACUACAGAACACCUCAUGCAUGGCCAUGCAUCUUCGGUCAGCCAGAGCGCACUUUUUGGCUGCUCGACGGCAGGGCAUAGUGGCAUCAAUCAGCUUGGUGGCGUCUAUGUCAACGGGCGACCCCUGCCAGAUUCGACACGUCAGAAGAUCGUCGAGUUAGCGCAUUCAGGUGCGCGUCCCUGUGAUAUAUCGCGUAUACUGCAAGUAUCCAACGGAUGCGUUAGCAAAAUUCUAGGCAGAUAUUACGAGACGGGAUCCAUUAAGCCGAGGGCGAUAGGUGGAUCCAAACCACGUGUUGCUACAACGCCUGUCGUACAAAAAAUCGCCGAUUACAAACGAGAAUGUCCGAGCAUUUUCGCGUGGGAAAUAAGAGAUCGAUUAUUGUCGGAACAAGUUUGCAAUAGCGAUAAUAUACCAAGCGUAUCCUCUAUAAAUCGGGUUCUACGAAAUUUGGCUUCACAAAAAGAGCAGCAAGCACAACAACAAAACGAAUCGGUAUACGAGAAGUUACGUAUGUUUAAUGGACAAUCAGCAGGUUGGGCUUGGUACCCCAGUAAUACAACACCGGCACACCUGGCCUUGCCACCCACGCCGACAGCAACGAAUUUAACGGGGCAAAUAGUCCGCGAUGAUUUACCAAAACGUGAUAUAUUCUCGGGUGAAGUGUCACAUCCCAAUUCUCAUGAAAGUACUUCCGACGGCAAUUCAGAACACAAUUCAUCUGGUGAUGAGGACUCCCAGAUGCGAUUGCGUCUUAAACGGAAACUGCAGCGCAAUCGCACUUCUUUUACAAACGAGCAAAUCGACAGCCUGGAAAAAGAAUUCGAGAGAACACAUUAUCCAGAUGUAUUUGCACGUGAAAGGCUCGCUGAAAAAAUUGGUUUACCCGAGGCACGUAUUCAGGUAUGGUUUUCUAACCGACGCGCAAAAUGGAGACGCGAAGAAAAACUACGAACUCAACGCCGUUCAGCCGACCAUAUCAGCAAUAAUGGCUGUUCUGUCGGUGGUCGGUCGAGCACCGGCAAUACGGCUGCCAUUUCCGAGGCCGCCGUGGUCAGCAAUCAAAGUGGAUCUGGGAUAAAUGGAGUUGGCGGCGUCGGAGUGGGCGGUGGUGCAGCCGCCGACAUAAAUUCCGCUAGCAACAAUGGUAGCGCCACAGCAGGUUCAAAUGAAGGUGGAACAAGCGCUUCAGCAGCGGUGUCAAUACCAGGAACAAGUGACAAUGGUUCAGCCAUUUCGGCACUGGGUGAUUCAGCAGUCACAGCAGCAGUGACAGCUGCUGUGGUUGGUGGUCACGGCAGCUCACUGAGUCCUCCUCUACAAUCUGUUGCGCCUCGCCUUCCCCUGAACACUGGUUUCAACACGAUGUAUUCUUCGAUACCACAGCCCAUUGCUACAAUGGCAGAGAACUACAACUCUAUGACCUCGUCUUUGAGCUCAAUGACGUCAACUUGUUUGCAGCAACGCGAUGCCUAUCCAUAUAUGUUUCACGAUCCACUUACGUUGGGUUCUGUGCCCUAUGCAGCUCACACACGACCGUCUUGCAAUCCUGCCGCGGCCCAUCAACAGCCCCCACCACAACAUACAUCGGUAUAUGGAGGCGGUGCAGCAAAUACAUCUGGCGGUACAGGUGUCAUUUCGGCAGGUGUGUCUGUACCCGUGCAAAUACCCGCUCAAAGUGCUAGCGAUUUAACCAGCACUAAUUACUGGCCCCGUCUCCAGUGAUCUACACUGUUACUAACUCCGUCGUCAACCGCAUCAGUAGC